Molecule: messenger RNA, 1135 nt
Organism: Patella vulgata (common limpet)
Lineage: Eukaryota; Metazoa; Mollusca; Gastropoda; Patellidae
Product: 4-hydroxy-2-oxoglutarate aldolase, mitochondrial
Exons: 8
Coding region: 87-1100 (337 amino acids)
Biological process (GO): N-acetylneuraminate catabolic process
Molecular function (GO): 4-hydroxy-tetrahydrodipicolinate synthase activity; N-acetylneuraminate lyase activity
Source: RefSeq, a predicted model, not a curated record
AUUCACGUUGUUCUCUUUCUGGCUGUUAACCUUAAUAUCAUAAUAUACUGUUACUACCUGACAUAGAUUGCUUUGCACCCUACAAAAUGAGCAGCCUGACAAGAAGUUUUCUGUAUAAAGUCUUCGGUGCUGUGAAGAAAUCAAGAAAGUGUGAAAUUCUUCACGAUGUACGCUUGCUCUCAAAUUUGGCGGGAAAACGUAGUAUAUCAACGUUAGAUAUAAGUGGAAUCUACCCGCCAAUUCCAACACCAUUUAAUACAGAUGAAUCAGUGGCAUUUGAUCAACUUGAAAAGAACAUUCAGAUUUGGAACAAAAUUCCACUGAAAGGAUAUGUAGUGGAAGGAUCUAAUGGUGAAUAUACCUUUCUUACACCUAAUGAAAGAGUGGAAGUUGUAAAGAAGGCAUCUGAAUGGGCAGCUAAAGAUAAACUUAUAAUAGCUGGAUCAGGAUGUGAAUCUACUAGAGAUACUAUAGAGAUGACUAAUAGAAUGGCUGAUGUUGGUGCUAGAGCUGUAUUAGUUGUAACACCAUGUUAUUAUAAAGGUAGAAUGACAAACCAGGCUUUAAUACAACAUUAUACAAAGGUAGCUGAUAAUAGUUCGGUGCCUGUGAUAUUAUAUAGUGUACCUGCCAAUACAGGUAUAGAUUUAUCACCUGAUGUUAUUAUACACCUGGCAUCACAUCCUAAUAUAAUAGGGAUAAAGGACAGUGGUGGAGAUAUUUCUAAACUUGCUAGCCUAGUUUACAAAACUCAGAGUGAAGAUUUCCAAGUAUUAGCUGGUUCUGCUAGUUUUAUAUUUCCAGCCUAUAGUGUUGGGUGUGUAGGCGGUGUUUGUGCUCUCGCUAACAUCUUGGGUGAUGAAUUAUGUCAGCUUGUUCAACUCUUCAAAGAUGGAAAAUUUCAAGAAGCGAAAGAAUUACAGUUUCGAAUGAUUGCUCCAAAUGUUUCAAUAACAAAGAUGUAUGGUGUUGCUGGGUUAAAGAGAGCUAUGGAAUGGUUUGGUUAUUAUGGUGGAAUUACUAGAUCUCCAUUACUACCAGUUACUGAUGCAGAAGAAAAGAUUAUUCGUGAUAUUUUUGUGCAAAACAAAUUUCUAUAAAUAGAUGUAAAUAAAUAAUCAGUAUUAAAAACCUA